GAGUGUGGGCGGUGCCCAGGGUUGCUGAGAACCGGGGCGUCUGUAGUGGUGGUGGUGGGGUUGGAGAGUCGGAGCGAUGCACGGUCACGGCGGUGGAGCAGCUGGAGGAGGUCGGUACCCGAGGACUCGCUGCCAGCUGACAUGGUGCCAUCUGAACUGCCCUGACUCCCCCUGAUGCUCUGCCCGCCAUGGGUGCUAGUCUACCCUUCCUGCUCUCUGUCCUGCUAUGGGCGACGCCCUCUGCGACUCAGAAAUGCGACAUCCAGCCCAUGGCGAACUUGGUGAUCAACAUCUCUGAAGCAGUAUCGAGAGGAACCCGUUUUACUGACCCCAUAAAUGUCGCUGGGCCACAGGAGUGCGUUUCGGCCUGCUGCACGCAGCUGGUCGGGGCAGGUGAUCGCCCCUGCAAUCUCGCCGUGUACGACGGACGCAAAAACCACAGCCGGCAGAACUGUUACCUUUUCCACUGCCCCAGGCUGGAUUCCUGCCCCAUGUCUCCCAGACAGGGGGUCCUGAGUUACAGUCUCUGGAAAGAAAACAGUGACUCGGAUCCAGCUGAGGGGCAUCUCCACCAGACGUUGAGCUCCAGUCGUCAGAACAAAACGCUGAGCUCCGCACGUAAGAAACCCGGCUCUGCUCCGCAGCCGCCAGGGUCCGCCAAGGGCGACUCUGAUGACGCACCCGGUCCACAAGAUCUUACUGGAAAGAAACUGAGCUCUGAGCUCUCGCUGGGAGAGGUGAAUGAGGUCAAACCCCCUGCGAAAGUGGAAGCGUCCGACACACCUGAGCGAAUCGCUUCGCAGCUGCUUCACCUGGCUGCGGAUAUAGACAAACGCUUGGAAAAGAUUGAAUCCAAAUCGCAAGCCGCCAAAGUCUCUGACAGUUCCCUCCAGGCUCCCGACGCCUUCCCUACUGACACAGAGCCCGCCCUACAGACUACAAUAAUCUCCAUGCAUGGAGAGCCGAAGAGACUUCCAUCUGAUGCCAAGAAGGCAAAAGCCACAGUAAAGGAGAAACAACCAAUGGCCGUUGAGGUUCAUCAUCCUACACAAGCUCCCAGGACACCGGACUUCGUGCCUGCCAGAACCUCACACAGGCCUGUGACAGUUGCUCCAAAGCCUAUACCCCACACCAAAGCCAAUCUUAUUGCCACUCCUCAGGACACUAUAGGUGCCAAUAAAGUGCCAAGCUCUGAUGUCAAGAGCAAGGUUCUCACAGGCCACCAUGGCACCAAUCCUUCUAAUAUUGCGGUUAGAACCACUGCAGAAUAUGUGAAGAUUGGUCAUCCGAAGACCCACAGGGAGACUCCCGCCCCUGAUGUUGUCCACCCAAAGACCCAGCCAGAGAGGCCCAUCCCAGAUAUUGUCCACCCAAAGACCCACAAAGUGACUCCUGCCCCUGAUAUUGUCCAGCCGAAGAUAUCCAUCCCAAAUCUUGUCCACCCAAAGACCCACCCAAAGAUACCUAUCUCAGAUAUUGUCCACCAAGAGAUACCCAUCCCUGAUACUGUCCACCCAAAGACCCACAAAGAGACUCCCUCCCCUGGUCUAAUCCACCCAAAGACCUACCCAGAUAUACCCAUCCCUGAUAUUGUCCAUCGUACCAGAACACCCCUUUUGGUGACUCGCCCUGCUGUGCUAAGGACUCCUCCCUCCAAAGCAUCACAGCACACCCUUACCCAUGAAGGUCACCCAUCUACAAAUGGCAAGGACAAGGCACCUGAGCAAACCCUCCCUGAACCCAAUUCCUCUCCACCGCAAGACCCCUCCCCACCUGCUGUGCGUCUGGAGGAGGCACCCAUAAAACUUGACAGUUUGGGGGCCUUGCCGGGGGGUAAGUCCCCCUCCGAUGACCGAAGUGGUUUGGUGGCUGCCCUGAUUUUUGGAGUGGUCUUUCUCAUCGUCGUGAUUGGCCUGGUCAGCCGGAAGGUGUCUGAAGCCCGCCAACGGCACCAGUACACCAAACUGGAUUAUCUCAUCAAUGGCAUGUAUGUGGACACCUGAGGAGAAGGCGCUGGUACAGUGUGUUCCGGAGAGCACGCGGUGAUAGGUCUCCAGGUGAAUGUCCACGUUCCUCUUCCUGGCAGGACAGUGCAGUUUCCCCCAAUCUCACACCAGCAAUAUCCAUUGCACCUACACGUAACGUUACCAAGGUGGACCCUAAAUCACCAGGGGGCUAUAGACUACUCAACUAUGGAUUUGCAAGUUUUGUUGCCCUGAUUUCUGGGCCUGAUCAAGCUCUUGACGCAACAACAGUAUUGCGGGUGGGGAUCUAGAUUACUGACACAGGAAAAAUAAUUUUCUGACUUUUGCAGAUAUAUGUGCGGAAAUGUUUCCUUAUACAAUGGUUGACAUAAGAUAACCGCAAUGGGAUGUUAUAUGAUUGAUCACCGCGUCCGAUCUAUGCAGAGAUCCGUCCUUUUCACAGAAUGUACAAACUAUUUAAUGACAUUUAUCAAUCAUCUAGUAUAAUGUGGAAACGUUACGUUAAAUGCGAUCCACAGACACGGACAAUCCUGACCGUAAAAUAACACUAACCACUCGCUACAGAAGACUUUGGGGGUUACGGUAAAUAAGAUAGCCCCCAUUUUGAACAGCCUGAGAGGAGUAAUAGUUUUGUGCAUGAAUGUGUCCAUGAAUCAGUCGUAUUGGCGAGAAAGAGGGAGAGGAACCAAACAAAUGUAUUUCUGCUUUUCAGAGUCAUUAUUUUGAGAACAAACUUUAUUUAAAUGACGGUAUAGUAAGAAUGGAGCGCGUGGCUGAAUUUAAUUUCUUCCGGGCGGACUGAGUUGUCUCUCUGUUCAUGACACUAGACUGCUGCUGAAUCUGUCUCCUCUAUCUAUUGACACUAGGGAGGGGGAACAGAGGCCGUGAUUGGAUGGCGCCGAUUGUGGCGUUAGUGACCUGUCUUUAUGAAGAGUCGGCACUAGGAAUCUGUUGUGAAAUGUUCUGUGUCCUGCUGAGUGAGCCUGAAGAAGGGAACGGCCGGCACUGAGGAGUGUCUGCAUCGGUGUCUCAUAAACAUUGGCGUCCCAGGCAACUGGGAGGCGCGAGGCACAAAGUUACCAGUGCAUUGAUAGGCUGCAUCCUUGUUGGUAUUGCUUACAUCCACAGCCAGCACUGUUUGUUCAGAACAUUCAUUAUUUCCUGUGAGCUGUUUGCUGCAAUAAAUUAAAUUUGUUCAAUCACGUGACCUCCA
Molecule: messenger RNA, 3198 nt
Organism: Pseudophryne corroboree (corroboree frog)
Lineage: Eukaryota; Metazoa; Chordata; Amphibia; Anura; Myobatrachidae
Gene: MANSC1
Product: MANSC domain containing 1
Exons: 4
Coding region: 189-2003 (604 amino acids)
Source: RefSeq, a predicted model, not a curated record